Linnemannia hyalina is the source of this 1209-nucleotide messenger RNA. Lineage: Eukaryota; Fungi; Mortierellomycota; Mortierellomycetes; Mortierellales; Mortierellaceae. The record is from the annotation of a GenBank genome assembly.
AUGCAUACGAUCGAUCCCAUCGAGAAGGCUGACUUGACCCUUCUUCUGGGCGAGCAAUGGAAACAGAUCAUUCAAGCUCGUAACACCAAGGAAGGCACUAAGGAGAAGGAAGUAGAGUUGAUGCCAUUGGGUCGUGCCAUGCCUCCAGAGAAGCCUUCAAGACCCGAUACACUCGAGUUUGUGAGGCCGGGGUUUGGCGUCAAGGUCGGCAAGGCUGGUUCUUUGUCAUUGGCGAACGUGGAGCAAUGGGCGAUCGACACGGCGUUGGACAAUAUGACGCGCUUUGGAUACUAUACUCAGGCGACUGCAGGAACAGCGCUCAAGAACCAGAUCGAAAACGAGGAGGACAAGGAGUUUGUAAUGCCCAACCGGUUCUUUGACGACUUUAUGCAAAUGGCUUGCGACGAAUCCAAGCACUUCAAAUGGCUGAAUGAGCGGUUAGAGUCGCAAGGAGCACAUUACGGAGACCUCCCAGUUCACGCCUCGAUCUGGGAUUCUUGCACAGACACUGCACGAUCGGCACUAGCACGCAUGGCUGUUGUGCAUAUGACGAUCGAGUCGCGAGGUCUAGAUGUCAACCCGGCGACUAUUGCUCGUUUCAGCAGGAGUGGCGACGAGGAUUCAGCGAAUAUGUUGCGGAAAGUUCAUGAGGAUGAGGUGACACACGUCCAGAUCGGUCAUCGGUGGUUCUGUUAUCUGUUGAAGAAGCAUGAGGGAGUUGGAUUGGACCAGGACGCGGAGAAGGCUUUUGGAGCUGCUGGAGGAAGCGAUGUGAACGAUGCUGAUGAUGACUUGUACGAGUUCCGACAGGUACCCCCUGCCUAUGCCGAGAAGAAAUCAGAGGAAGCAGGAGAAGCGAGCGAAGUGAAGCAGGUGGAAGAGGAGGUAGUUGACCCUGCAGAGGCACAAAGGCGGAAACGGUUCCAAGAGGUUGUUGUUCAAUACUUCAAGGGAUCUUUGAAGCCGCCAUUCAACACCGCCGAUCGUGAGAAGGGAGGCUUGACCAGGGGUUGGUAUGAACCCUUGGUUGUUGUGCGCGAGAGAACAGGAUUCAAGCCUGCGGCUGGAAGGCGCUUACAGAGUAAGAAGGAUAAACAGGAAGGGGCCACAGCCGAGACAACGCCUGCUGCGGGACCUCUUACAGCUGCUGUUGCUCAGGGUAGUGAAGUGGCUCCUUCUGUACCUGCUUCUGCAGAGCAAGUGGCAUAG